AUGAAUAGGAGCACAGCAAAUAGUGGUGGAAAUGGUGCUUUUAUUUAUUUGCUGUGUUCUGCAGUUUUGACAGGGCAAGCAUUCAAGGGAACGUACGGAGUAAACUAUGGCAGGAUAGCAGAUAAUUUACCUUCACCAAGCAGCGUGGUGACACUUCUGAAAGCGGCCAAGAUAAAGAAUAUCAGAAUCUACGACGCUGACCAUGAUGUCCUCAAGGCCUUUAAGGGUUCUGGUAUUGAAAUAAUAGUUGGACUUGGCAAUGAGUAUUUGAAAGAUAUGAGCGUAGGGGAGGAUGGCGCAGUGAAUUGGAUAAAGGAAAAUGUGCAGCCAUUCCUCCCUGGAACAAAAAUUGUUGGAAUAGCAGUGGGAAAUGAAAUCUUGGGCGGCGAUGGCCAUGAAUUAUGGGAGGUUUUACUGCCGUCGGUUAAAAAUGUUUAUGGUGCACUUCGAAGGCUGGGUCUGACGAAGGCUGUUCAGGUUUCCAGCCCGCACUCAGAGGCUGUCUUUGCCAAUUCUUUCCCACCAUCUGCGUGCGUUUUCAAGGAAGACGUUCUUAUAUACAUGAAACCACUGUUGCAGUUCUUCUCACAGAUUGGUUCUCCUUUCUACAUAAAUGCCUACCCUUUUCUAGCCUACAAGAGCGAUCCUGAGCAUAUUGACAUUAACUAUGCUCUUUUCAAAUCAAAUCGGGGCAUUCUUGAUGAAAAGACUAAUCUGCAUUACGAUAACAUGUUUGACGCUCAGCUUGAUGCAGGUUAUGUUGCAUUAGAAAAGGCCGGGUUUCCGAAGAUGGAAAUCAUCGUUUCGGAAACAGGUUGGGCUUCUCGCGGGGAUGAAGAUGAAGCAGGUGCCACUUUAGAAAAUGCCAGGACUUACAAUCGUAAUCUGCGUAAACGGCUAGCCAAGAAGAAGGGAACCCCAUACAGACCAAAGGCUGUGCCAAGAGCUUAUAUUUUUGCGUUGUUCAACGAAAAUUUGAAGCCUGGGCCAACUUCUGAGAGGAACUUUGGAUUGUUUAAACCUGAUGGAAGCAUUGCAUAUGAUAUUGGAUUCACUGGGCUUAGAGAUUCCGCAGGAGUUUCAUCUCGUGUUCCUUUCAAGGUAUGGGAUGCCUCAUCACCUUUUGGCAUUUUAGGUUCUUGA
Dovyalis caffra is the source of this 1143-nucleotide messenger RNA. NCBI's taxonomy places the organism in Eukaryota, Viridiplantae, Streptophyta, Magnoliopsida, Malpighiales, Salicaceae. The record is from the annotation of a GenBank genome assembly.